Molecule: messenger RNA, 2812 nt
Organism: Chara braunii
Lineage: Eukaryota; Viridiplantae; Streptophyta; Charophyceae; Charales; Characeae
Source: the annotation of a GenBank genome assembly
GUAUGAUUGGAAGGGGGCAGAUUGGGGAAGGGUAUGACGCUAGGAGUGAUUAGUAUGCUGUUUAAAAAGGGGGAUAAGACGGAGGUCAGAAACUGGAGGCCGAUAUCACUCCUCAACGUGUCCUAUAAAAUUCUGGCUAAAACGCUGGCGCGUAGACUAGGGUCUCACCUUCCUGGUCUGGUGGAGGGGGAUCAAGGGGCUUUCGUACAAGGGCGGUCUAUCUUCAAUAACAUAGUGACAACACUGGAGGUGUUGGAGUGGGUUCAGUCGGAAGACAUGAAUACGGCUGUGCUUCUCUUAGAUCUGGAGAAAGCCUACGAUAAAGUAGGCUGGCCUUUCGUGUUUACGACUCUAAGUAGAAUGGGUUUUGGAGCGCCGUUCUGCAAAUGGUUGGUGGCAAUGUACACUGUGUCUGCAUCGGUCGUCAUGAUAAAUGGGCACUUGUCCGCUCCGUUUGAGCUCUCUCGGUCCCUGAGACAGGGCUGCCCGUUGGCCCUGCUGCUAUUUGUGCUGCAAAUGGAGGUGUUGCUGAACAAGAUUCGCAGAAAUAGGCUUAUUAAAGGCUUGACGCUGCACAGCGGUACACAGUGCAAGGUCAAGGCACUGGCGGAUGACCUGUUCGUCAUAAGUGAAAACACGAACGAAUCUCUCAGCGCGCUGAAGGACACGCUUAGUCAGUAUUCGGUGCUGUCGGAGGCUUCCGUGAACUGGGACAAGUCAGUCUUCCUUCUCCCGUCGCAGUAUGCUCUAGAAGUGCAGUGGGGAAUGAAGAGGAUCAGGGAAGGGGAGGAAGAGAGGUUCUUGGGAGUGCUGGUGAGUAUCCAAACAGGCGCGUCGUCCCAAGGCCUCCUGCUGAAGCAAAGAGUGUCAACAAGACUGCGCCUGUGGGGUUCAAUCUGGCACCUAUCCGUCAUUGGGAGGGCUCUGGUAGCCAACGUGGCGUUGUUCUCCAUCAUGUGGUUCGUCAGCACAGUGAGGGAAAUCUCGGACACUGUGUGGAGGGUGAUCAAGCGCGAAGGUGGACUCAAUCUAGUGGACCCUACGAAGAAAAACCAGGCACAAUUGAGGAUGUGGCUAAUCAGGGUGGCCAAUGCUCCGGUGAAGGAGCACUGGAUCGAACUUGCGGAACAGCUGCUGAUGAAGGAGUGGGACCUGCUCCGCCCACGAGAUGUCUGGCGCUGCCUGUUCAUCCCGCCGUUCCGGAAGAAGAGAAUCAGGUCACGGUUCUGGAAAGAAGUCCUGAACGCCUGGUGUAGCCUGCCGCCGGAUUCGGUCUCUCAACCUCGCACCAAGGAAGAAGUGCAGGGCAAACUGCUGUUUGAGAAUCCCAAGAUUGUGGAUGAGAACGGUAAUCAGUUCAUGGCAAACGGCUCGGUGGGUUCUUUUGGACUGGCUUGGAUCAGAAACGGCAUAGCGACGAUCAGUGACCUCUGGGACCCGUUGUUGGGUUCGUGGAAACCUCUGGCAGAACUGCAAGCGGUGCUCAAACCUCUAAGAAACAUCGAAGCUCACCUGGAGCAACUCGUUUCUGCCAUCCCUGAGGACUGGUGCACGCUGUUGGGACCAGAAGGAAUCGACCCGGUUGGCACCUGGUACUGUGCUGAGGAGGAGGAAGCAGGAGUAGUGUGGAAACUACUGGAAAUCAUGCCUAGUGGAUUCAGGAAGGUGCAGAGGUGGAAGUGUCUGGAUUACUCAAACGUGUUGUCGCCUGCCAAUGAGCUGCAGAUUAGCACCUGGAAACCCCCCCCACAGGCGAGGUUAAUCGGUCAAGGAGGUACGCCCGAUGCAAGGAAGAGUUGGGUGUGGAUUGGGCGCACCCCUUUAAAGCGUCUGUGCAUAGAUCCGGGUGCCUGGAGCUGGUCAACCAAUGACGGGCGUCAUCCCCAACUGCCUUUAGCCGAAUAUUCGGUGUCUAAAGGUUACAGCUUGAGGCUGUCUGCAAGAAGAACAAGAUCCCCAGCUCAGGUGGCGGUCAGCAGAUGGCAGGCAGUGAUCUCGGUAGACUUGUCUGGAGCUGGGCCCCGGUUUCUGGCCCUGUGGGAUUCCUUAAUUCCCCUCCCGAAUGGGAAGCAAGCCUCUAUCUUGUGGCAACUGUCACUGUUGGUGACUCCCUCGGCAGUCUGGCUGAUAGGCAGAGGAAUGCAGGUGGAUCUCAAGUGCCCUCGCUGCAGCUGGCCCUUUGAAUCGACGCGCCACCUCUGGUGGGAAUGCCCGGCUUCGCAGAGAAUAUGGAAGUGGUGGAAACACCAUUGGGAACACUUUGGUGAGCCUGUGGCCGAGUGGAACGAGGAAUGGGUCCUACUUGGCUUCACUCCGGAGGGGGUGCUCAGGAGCAGAGUUACAUUGCGCAAGUGGUUAGGGGAUUGCUCUGCGAAAUCAUUUGGAGGGACAGGAACAGAGCAAGAUUUGAGAGAAGACCCUUCUCCGAUCUGGAAAUCAAUAAGACAGGGGUUAAGAGAGGCAAUAAAAGUGGAUUGGAGGAAGAAGGCGAAGGGAGGUAAAGGUGGCAGAAGACAACUGAGAUGGUUCCUGGACACAUGGGCGCACAAACAUAAGCUUGCUGGUGUCCACAGGGUGAAAGGCCUGGUACUUUCCCCUUGGGUUAGGGAGUAAACAUAAGAGCUGAGGGUCAGUUAGAGAGGUGGACAAUUGCGGUCCAGGUUUGUAGGGAGGGCGUGGCGUGAGGGUGCGCACCUCAUGGGACCAGGACACUCGGUCCCUAUUAGGGCCGCUGUGGGCCACCAGGAGAGUGUCAGUAGGACCGGGACUCCAGUCCUCUGGGACGUGCUAGUCCCAGAUUAGCUUAACAUAG